This is a messenger RNA of Neospora caninum, 2853 nucleotides long. RefSeq names its product putative KH domain-containing protein. Gene Ontology annotation, biological process: regulation of gene expression. The record is from RefSeq and is a predicted model, not a curated record. The transcript is spliced from 3 exons. NCBI's taxonomy places the organism in Eukaryota, Apicomplexa, Conoidasida, Eucoccidiorida, Sarcocystidae. Gene Ontology annotation, molecular function: mRNA binding. Bases 1 to 2853 code for a protein of 950 amino acids. Gene Ontology annotation, cellular component: nucleus; cytoplasm.
AUGGCCCGCAAGAAGAGAACUGGAGCCGCAGCGACUUCCGAGGAGUCGGCUGUCGCGAACCCGACUCCGGUGCCCCAGAAGGCUGAGAAGGCUGCGCCGAAACACGAAGCGAAUGCUCCACCGUCUGACCAGGCGCAUGCACGCGACAGCACCCAGGAAUUGUUGGCGGCGACAGCCGUCGUGGCUCGUCAGCAGGUGGACACGAGCAACAUGAGCGCGUCUCAGAAGAAGAAUCUGAAGAAGAAGAUCCGCAAGCAAGAACAGCGCCAGCAGGAGGCAGCCGUGCUCGCGGCGGUCCGUCCGGAGACCGCAAAGGCGGCGACUGGAAUGGCUGGUCACUACGCUGAGCAGGAGACGACGAUCCGUCGGCGCCUAGAGGGCCUGAAGCGGGCGGUGAGUCAGUUCCAGUCGGGCGGUCGCGGCGCGGCUGGCCCGAACGCGAAGAAACUCGGCCAGGACUUUGACAGUCUCCUCCGCGAGAUCGACGCCACCCUGGAGCGGGAGACGGCCGCGCUCCAGAAGCCGCUGAGCAAGCGGUCGACUGUCCAGCAGCUGCAGCAGCAAAUUCGCGACGUCGAGGCCCAGGUCCAGAAACAACAACGCGAGCUGCAGCGCCAGGCGAAUCAAGGCCAACCGGGCGACGGACCGAGCGCCGGGGAACUCCGGGGCUGCCUAGAGGAGAGUCUCCGCUACGUGGUCCACCUGCGGGAGCAGCUGAUCCUCACGCAGCAGCAAAACGAACUCCGCGUCUUCCGAGACCGCCUCACGGCCCUCAAGACCGAAGGCGAGAGCCUCCUCAAGGCGCUCCACGCAGGCGGGAACUCGCCAGGCGAACGCGGUCGCGGCGCAGGAUCGCCCUCGAACGGCACUAGCGGGGCCUCGGGCGCGAAGGAGGCGCAGUGGCGCCGGCGCCUCGGCGACUUGGCCCGCGGGCCCUCGGCGGACCGCCAGAAGCGGGAGCAGAAGCCUGAGGAGAACGCGACGCUGCCGCCUCUCGUGGUCCAGCACGUCAACCUUGGCCCGGAUGCUAUGGGUCUGCUCUUCCCAGGUGGUCAGAACCCCGUGCUGGUGCGCAAGUUGGAGCGGUCGUGCGGCUUAAUCGUCGACAGACACAGCGGCGGCGCAGGCCGUGCGGGCGUAGUCUCCGUCGUCGGUCUCCAGGCGCCCGCUGUCGAGCGCUGCGUUGCGAUGCUCGCGUCGCUCGACGAAGGCAUGCAGCCCGAGAAGCGCGAGAAACACCGUGUGGUCGUGGAAGGCCGAACCAUCGGCAGCGUGAUCGGAGCCGGAGGCGCAAACCUGCGCCGCGUCGAGGAAGAGAACGACGUCGUCGUCUGGGCCGAAGGCAACGAAAUGAUCGUCAUGGGCGCCACGCCGGCCAAGAUUGCAGAUGGCGUUCGCCAGCUGAAGGAAGUCGUCGCGUCGCCUGCGGCCUCCGCCUCGGGCGCCGGCAGCCCCGGGGGUGCGACGAGCCUAACCUUUCCUGCGCCGAUCGCUCGCGCCCUUGCAGGACCGAGCUUCCGCGCAGUUCUUCGCGAGGUGGAAAGCGAACUCCACUGCGCCAUCCGAGCCCCGAAGGGCGGCGCCGAAGGCGUCAUCCUCGUUCAGAACGCGAGUCCGGAGAACGCAGCGGCGGUGGCGAAGCGCCUGAAGGACGAGGCCUCGAAGUUGGUGGUCAAGACGAUCAGUGCAGAUGGGGAAAAGGUUCUCAAACUCCUAAAGGGUAACGCGCCGGGUUUCAUCGCCAGCUCGAGGGAGAAAGACCACGUGACGUACUUGCGUGGAGAGAACGAACUGACCGUUGUGGGGCCUUCCGCAGUGAUUGACGAGGCCGUGACCGCAGCGGAGGAGGGGCUUCUUCUGCUGGACCGGGUGACGGGCCAAGUCACCAUUCCGAGGAACCUGUCGCGCGUGGUCACGCGUGCGAAGCGGGGACACAUCGAGAAGGCGACAGGCGUCUUGUUCCGGCCGCCGCGAAACCCCGCCACUGGCGACUUGGUGCUUUCGUUCAUGGGGACGAAGGAACAGGUGGAGGCAGCGCGCGAGAUGCUGAACACAGUCCUCAAGGAAGAGGGUUUCAGCGAGGCGAUGCCUGUCGGCAAGGAGAUGACGGCGGCGCUGUUGGCGGAUCGCGGCCAGGGUGUGCGCGACUUGGAGGAGCAGUUUGGCGUCACCGUCUCCAUUGAGAGGCGCGAACACCGGUUGGUGGUACGCGGCAACGAGGCGGCCGUGCAGGCCUGUUUGGCGGCGCUGCGGGAGCGACAAGACCGCGAAUUUGCGGACGAGAAGGACGACUCUGUCGUGGAACGCGUGGCGGUUCCGAAAGAACAGGUCGCGGCGAUCAUUGGACGCCACGGGGCGCGCGUCCGCAAGAUCCAGACGCAGAGUGGAGUCGAGUCGAUUCGCAUGGACGGCAGCGAGGGAGUCGCGGUGAUUCGCGGCUCGGCCGAGGCAGUCGCGAAGGCGGUCAAGCUGAUCGAGGAGGCGCUGAAAGAGGGGACGGGAGCGGCGCAGUCGGGAAGCGACAACGAAGACCAGCGAACGGAAGACGUCGAGGGCGGUGCGCGGGGCAACCGCCGAGGCCAGCGAGGCGGGCCAGUGAAGCGCGCGCCUCAGAAGCCUCUGAACGUCGACGCCUCGGACGAGACAGCCUUUCCCUCGCUGGACGCCGCGGCUCUGAACGAAGGCCGGAGCCGACCCGGCGCAGGGCGGUGGAAGCGCGGCGGCCGGAGCGCGAAACCCGGAACUGAAGAAGAGGCCGUGAACGGAGUCGCCACACAAAACGGCACGCACAAGCGAGAGGAAGAAGUGCCGACUGGAGACGCGCCGAACGCUGGCGAGGUCUGCUGCAACUGA